AUGCGGGCUGAAGACAAAGCAGAGGUUGGAAGGAAGGCCGAGGGUGGCCGGCCGCCAGCAGACACGGACGGGAGAGAGAUCUCUGUCCUUUCAGUCCACCGGGUUGCGGUGUUUGCCACGACGCCCCAGCAGGGCUGGCAGCCGCCCGGGCCCUCCUCCGGGCCCUCCUCCGGGACCUGGCGUCUCAGCCUGGAGCGGGAGGUGUCACCAGCUCGUGUGGCCGCUCUCCACCUGCAGCCAGGCCCCAAACGUCAGGCCCUCCUGCCAUGGGCACUUAAGCUCACCUAUGGCCCUCCAAACAGAAUCCACUUCAGCCGCAAAGCCAAAGGCCACGGCGUCGGGAGCCUCGCCCAAGGCCGCUCCAGCGGUUUGUGGAAGAGCCAGGACUCAGACGCCUUCGGGCCUGACUUCCGUUCUCCCCCGGCCGCCCCCCAGGGGGAGCAUCGCCUCAGCGGCCCCCGGGUCGCCCCACCGCUUCCGCCCCCGCUUGGACACGUGCUGUGGCCUGGGCCACAAUGGGUUUUGCUCGAGGCCUGUGCCCUGCCCACUCCCUCAGCCACGUCCCGGCUCCCCUCCUCCAAGCUCAGGGCUCGGGGCUGCCGGGCGUCAGAGCAGCAAGCGGCCGGUCCCCCUGCGCCCCCGGGACCUUCGGAAGCGGCCACAGUCCCCGAGGGGGUGGGACCGGGGUCUGUGUCUGAGGGCGCAGCCAACGAGGGGGGUCCCGGGGACCACCACGGGCAGGACCCCCAAGUGGGGGGCUUCCCUGGGCUCGGGGUCUGUGGGGAGGAGGGUCAGAGAGGGCUCCCCACCCGGUAUGGGGUGCGCUGCCCGCACUCCGCCGACGCGGUCGGUGGACGCAUCGACUCCGGAGGGGCAUGCGCCCCCUCCCAGUGCCCUGCCCGGCAGGCACGCCCCGUCCUUGCACCGUCCCGGCGCGGCACCGGGGCGGCUGUGCGCUCGGUCUCCCGACAGCUGCUCGGCAGACGGGCGCCCGGGGCCUCCGCGUGCCAGCCCGGCCCGGACCCCGGGGGCGCGUCCGGUCGCCACACAUGGAGCACACGGGUGCUCACGGGCUCUGCCGGGAAGGGCCGAGGGGCCGCCGGGAGCACGGGGACCACCCCGAGCGAGCUGGCGGGAGACGCGGAUCGGGGGACUGGCCUGCGGGGCGUGCACCGGGCGUGGGUGCAGACAAAGCGGACGAGGGACAGGACCGACCCUGGGGGUGGAGACGGGGGUGGGGAGGCCGGCCCGGGGCCUGAGCAGCGGUCCGUCGAUGCCACCCAAGUGUACGCCCCCCUGAGGCGGGGACCGCACCUGCGCAGAGAGCAGGGGGCCGCUCGGGGCCACGCGACUGGCGCCUCGCCCUCCAAGACAACCCCCGCCCAUGCGCCCGCCCCCUCCCGCGACCGCCGAGGGCAGAGCGGCUCUGCCCCCGGGCCCAGCCUUCCCCUCCGCGGGCCUGUCGUCUGCUGUUGGCCACGCGCCCUGGGGGUCUCUGCCCAGCGACCCUCCUUCCUGGUCACUCCUGCCCGCGGUGCCCCGGUGCACGUCCCGGGGACCGCGUGGUCACUGACAGCCACGUCCAGCGGGUCACUCGCUUUCGUCCAGGCUGGGUGCGGUGAGGGUGCUGGCCCGAGGCCGGCGACCACAAAGGCCAACCUUGGAGGAGCCCACAGCCCCGGGGGCACCGCCCGCCUGCUGGCCCCUCCAGCCCAGCCCCCCGCCCAGGGGCUCCUCCGCCUCCCCUGGUCAGUCGCCCUGGGGCCCCGCGUGGUGCCGGGCAGAGAAAGGUGCGGCCACCGGCUCGGGUGCCACAAGGUCCCGGUGCCGCCCCGAGUGGACCUCAGCUCCCACGGCCGAGUUGAGCGCACCGGGGAAAAGGACAUCUCGGUCCAGCCUGGGAGCACGUCGGCCCCUGGGACUGGGCGGAAUGAGGCAUUCACCGUCGGCAGAUGUGGUGCAGCCGCGUGGCCGCUCCCUCUCAAGGCCCAGGGGGGCCCCCAGCUGGUCCUCGAGGUGGAGGAGGGGGCCUCCCUCCUGGGGGCUCAGGCUACCCGUGGUUUAGGCAGGAGCUGGCUCAGUGUCGCCCGCCGCGUCUCCCCAACCCCGGGAGGCCUUCAGGUCCAGCUGGCUCAGGGGCACCAUGCUGCCUGCCCGCGAGCUCGCUGUGCAGGGCUGCUCGGGCUCGGCUCAGGGCCUCUGUCCACCAAGCACAGCUGCGUGGGGUCACCCGGCACCGGUGCGGGCUGUGGCCGGAGUGCCCUCCGGGGGCUGGUGGCCGCGGGCAGCUGGAUGCCUGCAGACAGGAGCCCCGUGGGGACGGCCCGGCUCAGGGCCCGCCUGGGGAGGAUGGGGGCAGCCGGGGACCUGGGCUCCCUUGAGCCCUGCGGAGACCCUGGGAUGCCCACAUUAUGGGCGGGCCGCCCCUGCCGCCCCUACCCACCGGGCAGCGGGCGGCCCUGGCCCCAGGCCUUGGCAGCUGGCAGCCCUGAGAACAGCAGCGGAGCCGGUGUGCAAGCCGCCUGGCCCUGCCCAGCGCCCAGCGGCGGGGGCCCCGGUGGGGACAGGGCAGUGUUCCCCUCACCCCGCUGGGGCACGUGUCCUGUGAGUCACGCCCUCCCUCCCGCCAGCCCUCCAGGGAGGUGUGGUGUCUACAGGUGCGUCGGAGGGGAUGAGCAGGACAGGGGGUCUGUGGACCCCAGUGCUGGGGGGGCGGCCACAUGGGCGCCGCAGGUGUGCCGGGUCUGGCAGCCCAUCCACCGGGGGGAGGAGGGGUGCGCCUGGGGCAGUGGGCUCCGCGGGGCACCGGGCGCUCGGUUCCGCUCAGCAGGGAUCACGCCGGCCGCCCGGGAGCCUGGCCACCGACCCUUCCACCCUCGGAGCCCAGGCCUCACCCGGGCCCGCAGACACCUGCCGCAGGGCCGGGGAGAUGCCGCUCUGUACCAAAACGGCGCAUCGACUGGGCCAUCUUCUCUGCACCGUCCUUCUUAG
Messenger RNA from Hippopotamus amphibius kiboko, 2991 nucleotides. RefSeq names its product collagen alpha-1(I) chain-like. The transcript is spliced from 12 exons. The record is from RefSeq and is a predicted model, not a curated record. Lineage: Eukaryota; Metazoa; Chordata; Mammalia; Artiodactyla; Hippopotamidae. Bases 1 to 2991 code for a protein of 996 amino acids.